AUGGACGGGGCUUUCGACUGUAAUCGCGAACGGAAGCGGUUGAGAGCGGAGCCGCACCGGCAACGCGGCCGGCGUGCGGUCCUCCACUCGCCAGCUGUGCUCAGUCUCUGCGGGACUGGGGUUGUCUGGAAUGAGGGCGAGGUUGAGCGGCGCAGGGCGCGCAGGCCUCGAAAACGGCCUGCGCUUAGCCUCUGCAGAAGAAGUGGCGGACGAGGGUUGCCGCCAGUCCCGGUUCAUAGCGGGGGGGAAGUCGAGCGAAGGGGGAGAAGGAGGAGAGUCACGGGGAUUCUGCAGGGAAGGUGGAGAGUAGCAGAGGUGAGGCGAGAUGCCGGGAGGGAGAGAGGCUAUGCCGCUGAAUGUGUAGAAGAAGAGUUUUUUAAACAGGGGCAGCGAUGGAUCGCGGCACCGGAGCUUGGGAGCGGCUGGGGUGGGAUGCCGUUUUGGGUGCGGAGGCCGUGGCGGUGGUUAGAGAAGUUUCUCUAG
Chondrus crispus (carragheen) is the source of this 483-nucleotide messenger RNA. RefSeq lists its product as hypothetical. Bases 1 to 483 code for a protein of 160 amino acids. The transcript has a single exon. Lineage: Eukaryota; Rhodophyta; Florideophyceae; Gigartinales; Gigartinaceae. The record is from RefSeq and is a predicted model, not a curated record.